Molecule: messenger RNA, 1391 nt
Organism: Mizuhopecten yessoensis (Yesso scallop)
Lineage: Eukaryota; Metazoa; Mollusca; Bivalvia; Pectinida; Pectinidae
Exons: 5
Coding region: 7-717 (236 amino acids)
Biological process (GO): cell-matrix adhesion
Cellular component (GO): extracellular region; lysosome
Molecular function (GO): calcium ion binding
Source: RefSeq, a predicted model, not a curated record
ACAAACAUGGACGCUUUCAUCAAAUGUUUGCUGUUCCUGUCGAUGCUUUCAAUAACAUCAGCACUACUGCAAAAUGAUAUUGGUGUGCAUUGUACAUUUCCGCCAUCAUGGCAAAGCAAGGUUUUCUUUGAAUCUGGUGAGGUGCUCAUGUCGAUACCAGAAGUGAUGAACGGUACUGGGACGUAUUACUACGACUAUCCCAGUCAACAGAUGAGAUUUGACCUCAAACUCCAGGCAUCACUAGGCAACGUGCGGCUCUCAAAUACCUAUAUCUGGCAUUUCAAUGAGAGUACAGUAUACACCAUUGAUUACGACAACCACACCUGUACCAAGGAAAAGGAUAGCGACUACAUAUGGAACCCAUGGAAUGGUGUGCCAUUGGACGCCCACUCGGACUGGCAUGGUGGUGUAGGGGACUUUCAGCAGAUCACAGAACACUUCACAUUGAUCAGGAAGGAACUGUACGCUGACGUCAUCCUAACACUAGACGUUAACGUAGGAAAUGUCUGUCCACCUAUUCGUUAUAACAUCCAAGACGAAGACACCGAUCGCGCGAGUGGACUGAUAGUCAACUACGAAUUCGUGGACCCACAAGAUCUUUCAGACCGCAGUGUUUUCAUCCUGCCUUCGUUUUGUGCGAAUGCCAAAUCGUCACAGCACAACCCAAUGGGAAGAAGAGCAUUGUCUCCGCGGUUCCAUCGGCUCUUCAUGGGAUAGAAAUGAAGCCAUGAGACUUUGUUUAGAAAAGAAGAAAUUAGAAAUGGUUACGAGCAUGUAUAAGAGUAGUUAUAAUACAUUACGUUUGUAAUCCAAAGUGUGUUGAAUUACAAGUAAUGAAGAGGGUAUUCUUAAUAUAUAUGAUAAAAACUUUCUGAGAUUAUGAACUUGCGAAGGUGCUCAUGUCAAAGUAUCGGCUAAUCUAAAACCAAUAAUGUAGUUAAUGCACCUAUUAUGUCUACAAUAUCAUAACAGAUGAUUUACGUAAACGGGAUGGUUCAUUAUAAGAUAAUUUUGUAAUAUUGUUUUUCAAGUGCUCGUUUUGCUAGUCUGUGUGGUGUGAUAAACAUCCUAGAACGUCGUAGACUGUUAACCACCCACGAAAGUAAACGUAUUCAAACAGUUAUAUUCCAUACUGUGACGGUGUGAUAUCAACAGUUAUUUAUAUAGAACUAGUUGUUAGCUGAAGGCUGAGUAUCAAAAUCUAUGAAGGAUUUAACCAAUACUUCUGUUUGUGUAUUUUUUUAUAAUGGUGGCGGUCAAAAUAGUUUGUUCAACUCUAGCUUGUUCAACUCUAGCAUGUUCAACUCUAGCUUGCAACUAAAUCCUGAAAUACCUGUAUAGCGCUUUGUGUACUAGUGUGUUGAUUCAAACGGACGUAUGAUGAUAUAAAU